Suillus fuscotomentosus is the source of this 1073-nucleotide messenger RNA. RefSeq lists its product as uncharacterized. The transcript has a single exon. The coding region runs from base 375 to 1028 and encodes 217 amino acids. The record is from RefSeq and is a predicted model, not a curated record. NCBI's taxonomy places the organism in Eukaryota, Fungi, Basidiomycota, Agaricomycetes, Boletales, Suillaceae.
CAUCUUCCUUUCCCCCACGCUGCGUCGUUGUGACCUGUGGGUCGCUUACGGGGAUUUGAAAGUUAUCGCGACCCAUUGCGCUGCUUUGGAGCACAUAUCCCUCGCGAACGAUUGGAAUAUAGAAAAUGAGCCGUCCCUGCUGUCCGACUGCGUUCGUUUGUGCAAGCGGCUUGUAACUCUAUCUUGUUCACCACUCGACUUGGCUGCGUGGAAACAUCUUUCCAAUCUCCCCUACCCUUGUCGAAGUCGAGAUUGAUAAAAGGAAGAUAGACCCUUCCUCAUUGGACCUCGAAAAUAAUUUCGAUUUCGGUCCUUUCCUCAACCUCACAGCUCUUUCUUUCAACGUAAAUACGGCUGCAUACAUCACAGGACUCAUGCAAUACUCAGACUUUCCUUCCCUGAAACAUUUCAAGAUCGAGGUCAAUAGGUUGUCUUGGGCAGAGGCUGAACGGCUCGCUCAUGUGUUGUCCAAGUGCAAAGCACGUCACACCCUUGAACAAAUUGAGAUGAAGGGCCGCGCUUCAGACGUCCAGGAUCCCCCUCGCAGCUCUAUCGCACACUUCUGUUGUUUUACACAGCUCCGAAUCCUCUGGCUCGAUUUUCCCCGUUGCUGCAUCCACCUUGGCAACGACCUUCUUUUGGAAUGCAUGUCCAGUUGGCCACAUCUCCAAGUUCUGAAUUUACAAGAUUCUAAUCAGGCUCUAAGUACCAUUACAUUCCGCGGAUUAUUUGCAGCGCUCCAUCACUGCCCUCACUUGCACACGCUUAAUUUAUUGAUAGACGCUGUGAAUAUCGAUAUCGACCCUACAGGGGAGUCGUUUCGACAUCUGUCCCUACAACGAUGGGACGUGUUAGCUGGUCAGUUAAUGAAUCCAAAAGCUGUCGCUCGAAUCAUAUUCUCUAUGCUCCCUUGCGUCGAGAUCUUUUACAAAACUCACCACUUCGGGUCAAUGAGCAGUAGCCCUCCGUAUGCGUGGCCCGAUGUCCAAUGUCGUCUGCGGUCACUACAUGACGCUGCGGGGACCUGAGCUCAGGAUACACACGUGUGCGUGAUAUCUGGAAUAUGGGAAGUG